AUGAAAUGUAUACAGGAUGAAAUAGACAUGUUACACGCAAUAGUGUGCAAAACAAAAGACAAUAACGUUCACGAAAUAAAGAAGAACAACGUAAUAAUCAGACGAGCAAUCAAAGACAGAAUUCCAAAUAUCAAUGCAACAGGAUUUAGCAAUAACAAGAAUAUUUAUAAUCAUAUCAAUAACCUUAAUACAAUCAAUAAUUUUGGUCCUUUUUUUAGUCCCAUCAAAUUUAAUGGUAUUGGCGAACCAGUUACCAUACAAUUUACUUCAACAACAGGACAACAUUUCAAUAGAAAUACUCGUUUUUUUUCAACAACACCUACAAAAUUAACUUUUAGUAAUAAUGAUUUUUCUAAUUUACCCCCUUCAUAUCAACUUACUAGUUUAGAUGACGAUUUGUCCAAUUAUCCUUCGCUUGUCGUUGAUAAAGAUUUUGAUUUGGAAGAUGAGGUUAGCGAUAAUGGUGUGGUGGUUAAUCAAGAAGAAAAGGAAAAUUAUUCACCUUCCUCAAUAUUCGGCGAAGAUUUAAUUUCUUCUACAAGCAAAAAAUUAAAAAGACGUCAUGAUAAUAUUAAUGACGGUCAUGAUGGAACUAAAUCAACUUUUAAUUUUCUACAAGUGUCCAAUGUUUUGGAUUAUUAUCCUAUAUCCAAAGCACACCCUAAUGCAGCUUUUGAAAUACUUGAAUACGAGGCGGAUGAAAUGGCUGAUAUCAUGAAAAAAUAUGAGCCAACUAAUUAUAAAUCUAAAAUCCAAUCUAAAAAUACAUGGUGGAAUCCAGAAGGACGAUCUAACUUUGUUUUUGUUCGAAAAGUGUUUAACAUGGAUGACAGAGUUCAAUAUAACAACACGAUAUAUGACGAUGAUUCAAGUGAUGAUAAUCUUACAUUGACACCAGAUUCGGUACCUGAUGAUGAAAACAACACCUUUAGAAAUGUUGCUUGGCCAUUCCCAUCUACCACUACUACCACAACAACUCCUUCUACAAAUCAUUUCAAUGAUAAUAUAUUCACUAUUGAACAACAAAAGACAAUAAAAAUUCCUUUUACAAUAUGGGAAGAUCCUGAAGAAGAUAAUGAAUAA
Molecule: messenger RNA, 1083 nt
Organism: Entrophospora sp. SA101
Lineage: Eukaryota; Fungi; Glomeromycota; Glomeromycetes; Entrophosporales; Entrophosporaceae
Source: the annotation of a GenBank genome assembly